AUGUUAGAUGCUGUGCUUGCCGACUCUAUUUGUAUAAUACUCGCAGUAACAUUGAAUAAUAUGUGCUUAAUAUUUAUUAUUACCUGCAGAAAACGGCAACAAAAGCAAGAUGAUACAAAAACUCUUUCCCAUCCAUCUGUAUCAACCAGCGGUAUCAAGCAUAUCACAACAGUCGUCUCGUCGUCAAACUUCAUCAAACAGAUUGACAGACUCCGACUAGAUGAACAACGUGAACUUUGGCUGUUUAAUCAUGACGGUAAACAACUUGAAUCUGGAUGUGUUGAACAUUGUUGCUGGACAGUAUCAACAGCAAAAUACUUCACACAUAACAAUUCUAAAACUUUUAAUCGUUUGAGUCCAAUCGAUAUGAAACUGAUAGCUGAUUUACAUUACGGCACAUUACCAGUACCGAGCGAGUUUUCUUUACCUAAGUUAAUCGACGACUUCUUACCAUGUCUUCAGUCAGGCACAAUUUUAUUUGUCGACUCAACGAAUCUUCGACUGUUUUUCGAAAAUUAUCAUCCAAGAAUUAAACAACAUUUCACGUGUAUUCCAAACGGAAUUAGUCAAUGGGAAAAGCAACGAUACUACAUGGAAUUAGCAUCAACAACCAGGUAUUCAAAAAUAAAUGAGUAUUUAUUGCUUGCAUCAUUUAAUCCACCAUCAAAUGAACGAAUACGACAACCUCUGUGGAAUCUAGUGUGUAAGGAUAGUAGUCCAUUAAGGAAUAUGACGAAGUGCUUUUAUAAGCGUGACAUGCCAUUGAUAACCUAUUAUCAAGAGAUAGGUCGAAGUAAAUUUGUCCUAUCACCACCAGGUGUUGGUCUUGAUUGUUAUCGUACAUGGGAAACUCUUUAUCUCAAUUCAAUACCCAUUGUUCAAUCCACAACAAUAGAUUCCAUAUUUGACAAAUUACCAGUACUCAUUGUUAGAAAUUAUUCAUCAACACAAUUAACACCAGAGUUUCUUGAACAUACAUAUACAGAAAUGACGACAAAAAAAACGUAUGAUUUCCAAAGAUUAUAUAAACAUUAUUGGCAGAAGAAGAUUUAUAGCUAUAAACCAGCAAAUGUAGGAGAGAAAAAUGUUCGAAUACAAUAUUACAGGAUCAAAGUUGAAUGA
Molecule: messenger RNA, 1122 nt
Organism: Didymodactylos carnosus
Lineage: Eukaryota; Metazoa; Rotifera; Eurotatoria; Philodinida; Philodinidae
Source: the annotation of a GenBank genome assembly